This is a messenger RNA of Eruca vesicaria subsp. sativa (arugula), 189 nucleotides long. Lineage: Eukaryota; Viridiplantae; Streptophyta; Magnoliopsida; Brassicales; Brassicaceae. The record is from the annotation of a GenBank genome assembly.
AUGGAGAUCAGAAACGGAGAUGGAAUGCAGUUAGAUCAGCUCAUCCAGAACAUGUCACAGAGCCGAGAGACUAAUACCUGCACCCAAUCUUCUGAUAUGGAUGAGCUUAUGGCGGCUUUCCAAUUCAAUUGUAUGACUCCUGUAGAAUUGCCUCUAAUAAGAAUAUGCUCUGUUUUCUGCUGGAUUUGA